GGGCAUGGACUGGAAACCAUCUCCAUCCACGACUGCAAAAACCAGCAGCUCCCACAACACACACACUUAAUCUCCACGAGCUCCCACUGACAAUGACUGCCAAAAACCGACACAAGAACAGCUCGAGCGAGAAGAGCGUCGCAUCCAGCCAACAGGACGAUGCGCCGAAGAAAAGCCAAAAGAGCACCGGUAACGGGGUGAGUGGCCCCGCACCUCAGGGGCCACGGUCAGGGAGCUGCCUCGGGCUUUUAGCCACUGUAGUGUUUUAUAUUGCGUUGAUAGGCGCCGCUGGGUUUGCUGCUUUUUAUUUACAGCAAGUUGUGGAAGAAAUCAGGGAGACGAGCGCAAAGCACGAAGAGAGCGCAAAGCAGAGCGCAGAGCUGAGCGUAAAAAUGGAGAGCGUCGUUCAACAGGUGGAGUCUCUGAGGAGUGUCGUGGACGGGCUGGAGUCAUCACUGGGCAUCACACGGGUGGAGCUGGAGGGCGCCAUCAGCCGGAUGAAGAGGGGCGAGGUGGAGACGAGGAGGGUGGAGGAGGCUCUUCAGAGGCUCCAAAACGAUCUACUCAGGGACCUUUCAGAGGGCAUUAACGAGGUGAAGGAGGCCAGAGAGAGAGACUUCUCCUCUCUGGAGAAGACUGUGGAGGAACGUCUGGCUGAGGUGAGUCAGUCCAUCAAAGCCAGCGUGACGGAGUUCACCGAAGCUCAAGGUGAGGCGCAGAGCCAGCUGGCUGACCUCAAGGCCCGCCUGGGCGACAUUGAAGACCCUGCACUCAUCAAACAGGAGCUCUCCGCCAUUGUCGAUGCUGUAGCUGAAAUCAAAACAGCCAAACAGGCCGCUGAUGCCUCAGCUGAUUCAUUCAGGGAGCAGGUAGGCGCUGUGAGGUCAGAGCUCCAGACUCGUAACAAGGAAGUAGCCUCACUGUCACAGGAGGUUGAAACAGUGAGGUCAGUGGUGCAAGAGACUGUUGGGAGUCUGAGGCAGUCGCUGUCUACAGCGGAGGCCGAUCUCAAGGUUCUCAAGGACAAAAGCGUGACACUGGAGGGCAGCCUGGAGCAGGCGACAGAUGCUGUCCGUAAUAUGGAGAAGCAGGCGAACGCAGCAGCUGCGCAGGCCCUGAAAAGAUCAGACGACCUGGAGGCCAGAGUUAAAACCACAGAGGAGGGCGGAGAUUCACUGUCAGCAUCAGUAGCAGACAUCACCUCCAAGGUGGAGUCACUAUUCGCCAAAUACGACACCCAUGAAAGCACUCUCGCUGCACAGGUACAAGCUGCAGAGAAAGUCAAAACAGGCUUGGAGCAGGAGCUGGAGGCACUGAGGAGCAGUUUAGGGGAGCUCCAGUCCCAGCUGUCGUCAGAGGACUCCAGCCUGAGUCAGCAGGUGGAGGACCUGGAGAAGAGGCUCGCCGCUGUGGAGGGCAGCAGCAGCAGCAGCAUGAAGCCAGAGCAGCUUCAGAGCUUACAAAGCGUGGUCGCUGGUUUGGAGAGCAAAGCGGCGAAGCUCGAAGGCCACGAUCAGGCUAUCUCUGCUCUUCAGAAAGCUCUGCAGCAGACCACGCGGACACUGGAGGGCUUAACCAAAGGCAAGAAGGGAAAGUAGGCGUCCAGUUCGCUACGCGACAUCAGGAAACCAAAACAUUGACAAUGAUUCCCAAAGGGCCACCAUAACACACUCCUCCUAUUUUCAUGAAGAAUUAUGCGAUGGUUGAUGUCACCACGUUGCACAUUUUUUAAUAGAAAAUGAAUGUGAGAUCAGGAGAGAUGGGCCACAGCUGUACUGCUGAUCUGUGAAUUCAAAUCCACACUCAUUCUGCACUGUAGUUUGUUUUUUUUUUCGAUUUUGUUUUGUCCAGUUUUCUGUGCCAAGACAGUUUUUUUUAAGCCAAAUGCAACAAUAAGCUCCUUUUGAGCUCUCCUUUGUUUACUCAAUACGUUUUUACAAGAAUAAAAACUCUUGUUGACCUAAA
Molecule: messenger RNA, 1965 nt
Organism: Plectropomus leopardus (leopard coralgrouper)
Lineage: Eukaryota; Metazoa; Chordata; Actinopteri; Perciformes; Serranidae
Gene: ckap4
Product: cytoskeleton associated protein 4
Source: RefSeq, a predicted model, not a curated record